This is a messenger RNA of Athene cunicularia (burrowing owl), 1422 nucleotides long. RefSeq names its product growth arrest specific 8 (gene GAS8). Gene Ontology annotation, molecular function: small GTPase binding; microtubule binding. The record is from RefSeq and is a predicted model, not a curated record. Gene Ontology annotation, cellular component: microtubule; Golgi apparatus; motile cilium. NCBI's taxonomy places the organism in Eukaryota, Metazoa, Chordata, Aves, Strigiformes, Strigidae. Gene Ontology annotation, biological process: flagellated sperm motility. The transcript is spliced from 9 exons. The annotation marks the transcript as partial.
UUACUUGUGUUCCAGAGGCUGAGGGUUCUGUCGGGUCCAGGGAGUGUCAGAGCUCCUGCACUUCUCUGUCCCAGUAUCAGCCACUGUGUCCUGCCAGGUUUGUGGCACGGCUUCCCGUGGGUGUCUUGUGUUGGUUGUCCGAGGCCUCCUCUUCCCCCUACCUGACUCUUCCUCUCGAUUUUGCAGCUGGAGAAGCACAUCGUGCGUCUCCGGGAGGAGCUGGACCGGGAGCGGGAAGAGCGUAACUAUUUCCAGCUAGAGCGUGACAAGAUUCACACCUUCUGGGAGAUCACCCGGCGGCAGCUGGAGGAGAAGAGGGCAGAGCUGCGGAACAAGGACCGGGAGAUGGAGGAGGCGGAGGAGCGGCAUCAAGUGGAGAUCAAGGUUUACAAGCAGAAGGUGAAGCACUUGUUGUACGAACACCAGGAAAACCUCACCGAGCUGAAGGCGGAGGGCACCCUCUCCAUGAAGAGGGCCGAGGAGGAUCACUGGGCCCAGGAGAUGGAUCUGCGGAAGGAGAUGCGCUCCCUGAAAGUGGAGCUGAAGGAGCAGGAGCUGGCCAGCGAGGUGGUGGUGAAAAACACGCGCCUGGAACAAGAGCAGGAGAUCACCCGGCUGCGCAAGGACUUCGAGAGACAAGUGAAAGAGAUCGAGGCCAAGUACACCAAGAAGAUGAAAGCGCUGCGGGACGACCUUGACUUGCGGAGGAAGACCGAGAUCCACGAGGUGGAGGAGAGGAAGAACAGCCAGAUCGAUGAGCUGAUGAGGAACCACGAGAAGGCCUUCAGCGACAUCAAGAACUACUACAACGACAUCACCCUCAAAAACCUGGCGCUCAUCAACUUGCUGAAGGAGCAGACGGAGGAAAUGAAGAAGAGGGAAACUCACUUGGAAAAGGAGAAGGCGGAGGUGCUGCUCCAGAACAAGCAGCUGAAGGAGCCCCUGCAGCAGGCCCAGGAGCAGGUCUCAGAGCUGCAGAAGAAGCUGACCCACGCCGACAAGGACAGGGAGGCCCUGACGAACACAAAAGCGCGUCUGAAAGUCACCCAGAAAGAACUGAAGGAUCUCCAGUGGGAACAUGAAGUGCUGGAGCAGAGAUUCAGUAAGGUGCAGGCGGAGCGAGACGAGCUCUAUCAAAAGUUCACCAAAGCCAUUAACGAGGUGCAGCAGAAGACGGGCUUCAAGAACCUGCUCCUGGAGCGCAAGCUGAAAGGGCUCCUGGGCGUCCUGGAGAAGAAGGAGGCAGAGCUCAGCGAGGUCUUCGCAGCCUCCAACCUCGACCCGGGCGCCCUCUCCUUGGUCUCGCACAAGCUGGAGGACCUGCUCAAUUCCAAGAACGAAGCCAUCAAGGACCUGCAGCUCCAGCUGGCCCGAGUCUGCAAGGCGCACAACGACAUGCUGCGGACGUUUGAGGCAAAACUG